Messenger RNA from Cercospora beticola, 1607 nucleotides. RefSeq names its product oxygenase MpaB family protein. The record is from RefSeq and is a predicted model, not a curated record. Gene Ontology annotation, molecular function: oxidoreductase activity. Lineage: Eukaryota; Fungi; Ascomycota; Dothideomycetes; Mycosphaerellales; Mycosphaerellaceae.
AUGGCGUGGCCAAACCCAUUCUACAGGACAACACCGAAUACCAGAAACGCAUGGGGCUAUAGAUUCGAACUCGACUCCCAACAUCUCACACCGGAACAAUGCGAACCUCUCAAAUUCUCCUACGAUACCAUUGCCGAAGAAGUUCUGGAUCGAUUGAAUGCCAUUUCGCCACCGGAGAAGAAUCAAUUGCCGAGGAAUAAUGGACAAGUUUCAGCUGUUGGGAGUACGAAUACUACGGGAGAACUUCCCAGGGCAGAAGACGAUAAGAAACAAGAAUUGAAAGUCCCGCAAAGGGAUCUUUAUGCGAUUUUGAAGGAGAAUGCAGAGAAAGAUGAAUUGCUGGGGAAAUUUUGGAAAGAGGUUAAUGAAGUUCCUGAAUGGGUCGAUUGGGACCAAAUUCAACGAGGUCAGGAUGUGUUUUACAGGUAUGGUGGAGCGUGUUUGACGGGUUUGGCAUAUCAGUCACUACUCGGUGGCAUGGGAGCAGCUCGAGUCGUGGAAGUUUUGGCUCGGACGGGUGGUUUUUCGACGAAAGUUGCGAGAGGGAGACUUUUUGAGACGACGCAGCAUAUUCUGCAAUGCACGAAAUCGGUGGAGAGUAUGCAGCCUGGUGGGGAUGGGUUUGCGUCGACGAUUCGUGUAAGGUUGCUGCAUGCUGCUGUGAGACAGCGGAUUAUGAAGUUGAGGGCGACGAGGCCGGAGUAUUAUGAUGUUGAGGCUUGGGGGGUGCCGAUCAAUGAUUUGGAUUGUUUGGCGACGAUUGCGACGUUUUCGUCUUCGUUGAUCUAUUUGAGUCUGCCGAGGCAGGGGAUCUAUAUUCGUCAGCGGGAAGCUGAGGACUAUGUUGCUUUGUGGAGGUAUAUUGGCUACGUUAUAGGUUGCCCGGCUGGACACUUCGAGACGACUGGACAGGCCAAGCGAUUGAUGGAGACACUACUCCUGAACGAGAUACACCCUACUCACACAUCGGCUGUGCUGGCAAACAAUAUUAUCAAGAGUCUGGAAGGGCAGCCGCCAGGCUAUGCUUCGGCGGACUUCCUCGUUGCGUCCGCUCGUUGGCUCAAUGGGAAUGAGCUCUGUGAUGAGCUGGGAUUGCCGCGUCCAUCACCAUAUUACUGGGCAUUGAUGACAGGGCAAUGUCUCUUCUUCGUCUUCUUCUGCUACACUUAUCGAAUGAUACCUUAUCUCGACCGGCGGAAGAUCGAAACGCUGAAGCAGGUUUUCUGGGCUGUGAUUGUACACAGCAAGUACGGACUGCAGGAGGAAACCAGGUUUGCAUUCAAAUACGUCCCUGAGUACGAGACGAUCACGCACAUGGGCGAAUGCGAGGAGGCCAAGGCGACGUACUCUCACGUCGAGAGUCGUAACUUGAAAACCUUCGUGAUCGGCGUGGGCGUGCUGGGAGUGGGAGCAUACGUCGGGGUCAAGAUAGUGAGCGCACUGGCGAGUCGUGUCCUGUGGUAGCAUCUGGUUGUUAUAGCUAGCUCGGUCAGCGGCUGCAGCUGCAGACAUUAGCGUGGGCAUCGUGGCAGGAGACUCGGCAUGCCGCUGUGCCUGCCGAAUACAUGUGUUUAUCGCCAUUCCGUACGGCGCCGUCAAUGUGAGCA